Ceraceosorus guamensis is the source of this 1948-nucleotide messenger RNA. RefSeq lists its product as hypothetical. The record is from RefSeq and is a predicted model, not a curated record. The coding region runs from base 175 to 1917 and encodes 580 amino acids. Lineage: Eukaryota; Fungi; Basidiomycota; Exobasidiomycetes; Ceraceosorales; Ceraceosoraceae. The transcript is spliced from 3 exons.
CCCACAAGCCCCACAUUCUCCUGAAGCACUUUCAACGCCUGUUCAUGACCAUCCUCCUGCCAAGGCUGUGUGCAGAGGAAAACACCGAACGUCAACAAGGACUUCCGCUUCAACUUGGCGCACAUGUCCGCAUCAUGAAGAAGCCAGCGUAAAAGACAGGAUCGCGGCACAAAAAUGGCACUCGCGGGUCCAUCCAAGGCAGCACCUCCUUCUCAGUUGCGAGAUCCGCUCACUUUAAGAGCACUUCAUAGCUGGUCCUCGUCGCCUCUGACAGCCACAUUGUGCUCUUGCAUCGAGGCGCGGGAUCUGCUUUCGAACAUACUCUGCGCACGAGAGGCGACACCUCUGUGCUUGCAUUUGGGUCAAAGACCAACCAAGUUCGUCAACGUGGUGGGCAUGUGCGUAGGUUGCGAGACACGAGAAGGAUGGACAAGACUUUGGGUCGACGACGGCACCGCAGUGCUCCCUCUUCACCACUACCACAGUCUUGUCAUCGAUGCAGAGGCGGCAGCUGAACAGGUCAACAAAGAGCCGGACCAGAUCCGCACAAUUCAUACAAAGCUUGACAAGGAUAAGGGCAAGAAGCAUGCUCACGAUGCAUCAACAGGAGAUAUGCACGAAGAGGAUCCGGGAAUGCUGCGCAGCGCGCCGAAGCAAGACUGGACAGGAGUGCCGCCAGAAUACUGGCCUCGUGAACCGCCGAAACCCCCAAGCGGUAGCAAGACCGCUGGCAAUCCAGAUGCAGCAGAGAGAGAGCGGACUGGCGCUGCUGCAGCGUCUAGAGCCUACGUAGAUGUCGGACACGUGAUUAGGGUGUGCGGAAGGGUCAAACGCUUCCCUUGGGGUAUUGGUCUCGAGGUGGGCAAGAGACGAUGGGGCAAUGGAGGAGGAGGUUUCGUAGAGAUCGUCGUUGACCCAAACGCAGAAGCUCGACACGUGCUCGCUACCAUGGCUGCUCGAGAGACCUAUAGGAAGCCAUUCGUCAUACCACAAGAAGUAUCGCGCAAUGCUGAACGAUUAUCUCAAGCAGCGCGGCGCCCACAUUCCAUUAUUCGUAGAUCGCUGGCACCUUUUGGCGAACAGGCUUUAUCGCACAAGACAUGGGGCGCGCUCGCAAGGGAUCUGACGCCUCCGCCACAAUGGGGUGCUCGGCGACAUCAGGUCACAUACCUUGAAGCGGCGCCUCCGCGCUUCAAUCCCUCUCGCGUGCAAAUGAGCGCCAAGGGCAAAGUACGAGAAGGCAACUCCAUAUUGAGCCCAGUAAGGCGGUCACUUAGAAGUUCGAAGAACGCGUUGGACAUUCGCGAAGAGCGAAGACCACGACGAAGCCCACAGGGAGGCAGGCGCAGAUCGAUCGAUGAUAUGGAUGACGUUGACACGGCCCGUUCUAUGAAAGAAGCAGGCGUAGGCGAACGAAGCAGACCCAAAUUAUUGUGCGGCAACGGGAGUGUGCUCAAACCUGAAAAACUCAUAUCCGCGAUGAGCACGACCUCUACCUCCAGCCGACAAGGCAACAGACACCUCAAGCAUCACUCCGCGCUACCAGACUCCAAGAUCAACGAGGGGCUUUUCAGGCUGCACGUGGAGAUGUGGAUCACCAAGAGAGCUGCGAGUGGCAGCUCACGUGAAUCUCCUUUCACGUCCUGUGAUCUUCAGCAAGUGGCAGAACUGCGCGACCUCGCAUUCAGAUUGGUGCGAAUUCUCCUCAGACGAAGACUGCGAAAUAAAUACGGCAAGACGUCUACGGAUGCUGCUCGCCUAGAUACGGAAUGUGCUUUGUCCAGCGAGGAGCUGGAGAACAAAGUGCGUAGGCUAUUUGACUGGACCAUCACCCAAAUGCAAGAAGAGCGAAGCAUAGUUGCAAUUGAAAAUCGUGGGCCCGAACGUGUACAACAGUGGAAAUCGGCCAAGCAUUGAUUUGGGAUGCUGCACUGUAAUCAUAAUGCAC